Aspergillus novofumigatus IBT 16806 is the source of this 1223-nucleotide messenger RNA. RefSeq names its product putative mitochondrial GTP/GDP transporter Ggc1. Lineage: Eukaryota; Fungi; Ascomycota; Eurotiomycetes; Eurotiales; Aspergillaceae. Gene Ontology annotation, cellular component: mitochondrion. Gene Ontology annotation, molecular function: guanine nucleotide transmembrane transporter activity. The transcript has 7 exons. Bases 48 to 977 code for a protein of 309 amino acids. The record is from RefSeq and is a predicted model, not a curated record.
UUUUUUUUCUCGAAUCUUUCGGGACUUUUCCAGCAACUAAAAACAAAAUGUCUCCUGCCAUCGUUCAAGCCGGUGCUGGCUCUGCCUCUAAGGACGUCAAGAAAGAAUCGGCGACUGCUCGUCUGCUGGGCUCAGGAACCGCCGGUAUUGCCGAAUUGAUGGUUUUCCAUCCCGUUGAUACCAUAGCGAAGCGAUUGAUGAGCAAUCAGACACGCAUCGCAUCCACCGAAGUCUUCAGCCAGGUCGUCUUCAAGGAGUACGCGACUGCUCCUAUCGGACGCAAGUUCACCUCCCUCUUCCCCGGGCUGGGCUACGCUGCUGGAUACAAGGUUCUGCAAAGAAUUUACAAGUAUGGUGGUCAGCCUUUUGUUCGGGACUAUCUCGCCAAGCACCAUGGCUCCGACUUCGAUCGUGCUUUCGGAAAGGGGACUGGCAAGGCCAUCAUGCACGCUACUGCUGGAAGUUUGAUCGGGAUCGGAGAGAUCGUCCUUCUGCCCCUUGAUGUUCUGAAGAUUAAACGUCAGACGAAUCCCGAGGCCUUCCGUGGACGUGGCCUCUUCAAGAUCAUCUCCGACGAGGGUAUGGGACUCUACCGUGGCGCUGGCUGGACUGCAGCUCGUAAUGCCCCUGGAUCUUUCGCGCUCUUCGGUGGUUCCGCUUUCGCAAAGGAGUACAUUUAUAGCCUGAAGGACUACAACAAGGCCACAUGGGGUCAGAACUUUGUGGCGUCCAUCUGUGGUGCUAGUGCGUCUCUAGUCGUGUCUGCUCCUUUGGACGUCAUCAAGACACGUAUCCAGAACCGCAACUUUGAGAAUCCCGAGUCUGGCUUCCGAAUUGUGUCCAACAUGAUGAAGAACGAGGGAUUCACCAGCUUUUUCAAGGGCCUGACUCCUAAGCUACUGAUGACCGGGCCAAAGCUCGUUUUCAGCUUCUGGCUGGCCCAGACCUUGAUCCCUGCAUUCGGACAGGUCGUCUAAAUGUACAGAUGAUUGGAUUAUGCUGAGCCUGUAAUAUUUUUGUUCGUCUUCUUUAAGGGCUAUUCCGGUGUGAUGAUAAGCAUUCAUUCUGUUUUGAUAGAUUUGCUAGGGGUUAUUGGGUAAUCAAAAGGAAAAACUCCACUUAAUUUUCAAGUCUUGAGCGUUACAGACAUCUGAGAGGGUAGUCGUACUUUGAUUUUGUGAUGGAUACUUAUACAUUGGGUAAUCAGUAUGUCUGAUUCACAU